Molecule: messenger RNA, 894 nt
Organism: Helianthus annuus (common sunflower)
Lineage: Eukaryota; Viridiplantae; Streptophyta; Magnoliopsida; Asterales; Asteraceae
Exons: 2
Coding region: 1-894 (297 amino acids)
Source: RefSeq, a predicted model, not a curated record
AUGCCGUUUGUUGAAAGGUCUUUGCCGGUGAAAUACCUGGGAGUUCCUCUUAUUUCUUCAGGUCUUCAUUAUAAAGAUUGCAAGAUUCUUGUUGAAAGACUGGAUCAAAGGAUUUCCAACUGGAAGAACAAGCUUCUAUCCUUUGCAGUUCAGGAAAUUCAUGAUAACGGAUCUUGGAGGUGGCCUGAGGCGUGGAGGGAUUCUUAUCCUGUCUUAAUCCAGCUUGAUAAUCUUCAGCUGGAAUCUAGCCGAUCUGAUAAGCUCUUGUGGAACGAUGGCAAUGAUUUAGCUGACUACUCUUCAUCUCGGGCAUGGCAUUCUAUUAGAGAGCAUGCUAAGGAAGUAGAUUGGACAAAUCUAGUAUGGUUCACUCAAUGUAUUCCCAAGCAUGCAUUUUUCAUGUGGCUGGUCUUUCGUCGUAAGCUUCUAACUCAAGAUAUAAUUCUGCAAUGGGAUUGGUCGAGAAGGAAAAACAUGAAUAUGAUGUGUUGUCUUAUGUGUUAUGAGGAUAAUGAUUCUCAUAAUCAUCUGUUCUUUGAAUGCAAUUACUCCACUCAAGUUUGGAUCAAUGUGCGGGGUAAGGGGGGUAUGAAUACUGUCUCGCCAGAAUGGGAACCUAUUGUAAGCUGGUUAGCGGCUCGUGCUUCUUCAAAAUCAGCUAUUAACUUCAUCAGUCGGCUCAUAGUUGCAGCUUCGAUCUACUUUGUCUGGCAGGAACGAAAUGCCAGUAUAAUCAAGAACCAGACGAGACCCCCAGACGUCCUGAGUGACUUAAUCGUGCAGACAGUUCGAUAUAAGCUAAUGGGAGUUAAGUUUAAGGAGAGCUCUAAUGUUCGAAGAUUGCUGGAAUCUUGGGGGAUAUAUUCAACACGGAUGGAAGAUGAUGGAGGCUGA